UGGACCGGCGAUCAGUCCGGCGAUCAUCCAUUGCAAACCAGACGCUUACCACUGGAAACUCCGCAUGAAAGUAGAUACUCGGUAGACGGGAGUCUUCGUACAUACAAUAUUGACGAUGGACUCACUGUCUGCCCUCGCGGCGAUCUUGCGCAAUAGUAUGCUGUCUCACAUGUCAAUCCAUCAGCUGAUUUCUUUCAUUGAACUGUCCUCUAACCUGAAACACAGCAUUGAACUUUACCAGCCACUGAAGGAGACAUCAGACGAUACAUCAAGUCCUCUUGUUUUACCAGAAUCCAUCGCUCUUUUCCUAUCGCGUGCAACGAAAAUUCCACUGGAGCUCAUUGGGGAGUGCUGGUAUGCCUUGAGAGAUAUUGUUUGGACCACAGGACCAGAUAGACAGUGCCAGGAUUGCGCAGCAGAGGCUUUUAGAGUCCAUGGGUGGGACCUUGGCAUCAUGUCUCUUGCCCUGUACCCACCCUCGAAGUACUAUACAAACUCUGAUUGCCCGAAGACUGCUAUGCUGAAGCGGGCAGAGCCCAGACAAAUCAUAAUUCAUACACUUGAUCAAGGCACUCUACCUGCAUGGGCCGUUCACUUGAGCUGCGAGAAAUGUCAUCGCCACUAUCAUUACAACUAUGUUGUGCAUAGUAGCGCUCAGCAUCGCACAUAUUAUCCAGGUGUCCCAGACUACCUUCAAGUGGCGGAACAUCAGUUUGUCGACAUCCGUCUUGUGAAGCUCUGGACCAAUCAGCAUUUGUUAGGCUCGUGUUCUGCUACGAACUGUGCCCGCAUCUACAUGCUUUCUCUUGCCAGCGUCUCUCGGGAAGCCUUUGAUAAGAUCGUGUGGCCCUUCAAGCCCCAACUCAGCACUGAAAAUGUCUGGGAUGCAUUUGUGCUCCUUGUGCUGCUCCAGGACUAUGAUGAACAUACAAGGAACGAGCGCAUCAUGCAUAUUGGGCAACCUGAAAUUAACCAUAUCUGUGAUGGGUGCAUGCGUGUUUAUGAAGUCAAACACUCAGAUGGGAAGAUUUCGCAUGAAAAAUGCCAGCCAAUUGUCAGUAAUGGAAUUACUCUAGGCCACGCAUGUUGUGGUGUCUUUUGGUGCACACAGCCUCUACAAAAUAACCAUGACCGCUUCUGUGCCGAACAUCGUGGUUUGCAUAACACAUGCGCUAUCACUGGGUGCGAUCACCCAAUCAGACAUAAUGAUGCGAAGACAUGCGACAAUUGUGACCACCAGCAAAUGGAGCAACUCCACUAUGCAAAAGCAACUUCUGCCUUUGCAUUGUCUGAGCGGCUGCUCUGCUACCGAGUGGCAUAUCCAGAUGAUGCUUUGGGCACAGAAGCUCCAGAUGUGACAACUGCCGACUUGCCAGAUGCAAGCGUGAGCCUGGGUCCAGUGGCGGUUGAAGAGAACAUCGAGUGGUACACAGUCAAGGAUGGUCAAGUGUCUUAUUGGUUUGAGAAGAACCCUGGCUCUGUCAGAGUACUUGAAGAAGGGGAUGAGGGACUUGGUGAUAUAGCUCUGGCUAGCUCAGAGCCAUGCAAUGUGAAGUCUGAUGCAGGCAAUAGAAAAUUCUGUGCGCAGUUUGGACGACGGAGAACUCAUAAUGAGCAAACUGCUGUUCGCACAUGUGGGGUCAUUGUGGGACAAGUGACGCUGAAUGGAGCAGAAGCUGUGUCUAAUGUCCUUGACUUUAUAAAGACAAUCUUCUCCGUGCAGGGUGCUCAUAAGCCAGAGCAUUUUAUUUACGACACUGCAUGUGAUGCCAAGCAACAAGUGGAUGCCCAAGGGGACGAGUGGUGGGCCGAUGUCAAGAUGUGCGUCGACGUGUGGCAUUUCAAGAAAAAGCACAAGACAAAGCAUGACUACUGCCAACGCUACUGCAACCCGGCUGACUUCCCUGAGCUUUUGAAUGCAGAUGGGACGGGUUGGUGGUUCAACAUGUCAGUUGCCGAGCAAAUAAAUGUUUGGCUUGGUAGCUAUCAUGCAAUCUGCAGGGAGAUGCUUUCCACAAAGUAUAAUUUCUUCUUGGACGAAAUGAUCCACCUUCAUAAUAUUUUUACUGUUCAAAGCCUUCAGCUUAGGGCCUUAAACCCACGUCCUGCCUGCACCUGCCUGCGGUCGUGA
Messenger RNA from Suillus bovinus, 2131 nucleotides. RefSeq lists its product as uncharacterized. Bases 116 to 2131 code for a protein of 671 amino acids. NCBI's taxonomy places the organism in Eukaryota, Fungi, Basidiomycota, Agaricomycetes, Boletales, Suillaceae. The transcript is spliced from 8 exons. The record is from RefSeq and is a predicted model, not a curated record.